Sphaerulina musiva SO2202 is the source of this 2153-nucleotide messenger RNA. RefSeq names its product Metallo-dependent phosphatase. Gene Ontology annotation, molecular function: phosphoprotein phosphatase activity. Lineage: Eukaryota; Fungi; Ascomycota; Dothideomycetes; Mycosphaerellales; Mycosphaerellaceae. Bases 181 to 1902 code for a protein of 573 amino acids. The record is from RefSeq and is a predicted model, not a curated record. Gene Ontology annotation, cellular component: cytoplasm. The transcript is spliced from 2 exons.
CACAAACUUGCUGCCUCCCAUCGCCCUCCAAGCCCUGAUCCACUGGGCAAGAGUCAUGGCGCGUGCCUUGCACCGACGGCCCCCGUGACACAGGUACCCCACAUAGAACUUACGCCUUCCAACAACAAUACAGCGGCACAUAUACUUCAGCUUGCCACAGCGCAGGUGGUGUUGCACACCAUGACUCGGCGAAUCGUCCGCACUCUAGGCCAGAUCGCCGCCUGCAUCUCUCUGUUCUGUGUCCUGAUUUUCUUUGCGGACUCGCGAUAUCGAGUUCUUCCCGCUUCCAUCCAUCACGCGCUUCCCUCGCACCAUGCUGGGACCGUCAUCACAGAUGUCACGAUCGCGUUUUGUUCAACCGUGAACCCCCUCUCCAAAUGUCUGCUGGAGGACCACAAUUGGAAACGAGUGGAGAAGGACCUGCUCCUGGGCGGAGGCUGGAUACGAAGCGCAUACUUACACGUGCAGCGCAAACAGGAGGAGGAGCUGCUCAGCGACGACAAAGUGGUGGUGGGAGUGAAGGUUGGCAAACAGGCGCCCGCAAUAGGAGGACAGGACGAGAGCCAAGAGCCAUGGGAGAGCAGGCCAGGUGGACUCUGGAUCCAGCGAAGCAGCAAGAGGCACGACAGCGAUUCUGAUCGCGCAGUGACUGCUAUCGAUGUUCUAUUCGGACCAGAUGCUGUCGACCCUCGCCCAAACUGGGUUUUGGAGAGCACCACUCUGCUCAUUGACGGGAUCAACGCCAAUUAUGCUCCACGAUUGAGCGCGCGACAUGGCCGUCCACGAGCUGAGCAUGAAAUCAGUCCGACAUUAAGAGUGAACAAGGACGGCAAGUUCAAGAUUCUGCAGAUUUCGGAUGCACAUCUCUCGACUGGAACGGGCGCAUGCAGAGAUGCAAUUGGGAUAGACAACAAGCCUAGCACCAAUUGUGAAGCAGACCCUCGAACGUUGGAAUUCCUUGAGCAGGUACUUGACGACGAGAAACCAGAUCUCGUAGUCCUCUCCGGAGACCAAGUUGAAGGGCCUGCUGCGCCAGACACGCAAACAGCAAUUUUCAAGAUAGUCGCACCCCUGAUCGAGCGGUCGAUCCCGUACGCAGCGAUCUUCGGUAAUCAUGACGAUGAAGGUCCUCGCUCGUCUCCUCGAGUAGCCCAGAUGGCGUUGAUGCAGACUUUGCCAUAUAGCCUUUCGGAGCCUGGUCCGCAAAAAGCAGAGGGCGUGGGAAAUUACUACGUCGAAGUGCUCGCUCCAGGAUCGCAGCACUCUGCUCUCACACUUUACAUGCUAGACACCCAUAGUCUCACUCCGGACGAGAAGCGAUACAAAGGAUACGACUGGUUGAAGCCCGGACAGAUUGAUUGGUUUCGCGAGACUGCGCAAGGAUUGAGGAAGGCGCAUGCGAGGUAUAGUCACAUUCAUAUGGAUAUGGCUUUCAUACACAUCCCUCUGCCAGAGUAUGCCGACCGGUCGAAUGUCAUGGCGGGUGGAGCGUGGAAAGAAAGCGUAACCGCUCCCGGGUUCAAUAGCAAAUUCUACGAUGCAUUAGCAGAAGAAGGCAUCGUAGCUGUGGGCUGUGGACAUGACCAUGUCAACGACUAUUGCGCGCUGAGACCGCACAAGCAUGAAGUUGCAGCAAGGGACGAGGUAGGCGAAGGACAGCAACCACAUCAUGCUCAUACACGGGAGAAGCUGGGUCCUUGGUUAUGCUAUGCUGGUGGUUCGGGUUUUGGCGGAUAUGCUGGGUAUGGGGGCUAUCAUCGAAGGGUGAGAGUGUGGGAGGUGGACACGAACGCGGGGAGGAUGUCCACGUGGAAGAGGGUGGAAUGUUGCGGGGACGAAGUGGGAAAGAGGAUCGACGAAGUGGUGCUCGCUGAUGGAGGCAAUGCCAUCGCUCCGGCGUAGAUGAGGGCCAGGGCAUAGGUAUCAUUUAUUGCACGCGGGAUGCGUGCAUGAGGUGCUGCUACCACGUCCAGGGAUGGCAUACAGACGGGCCGAGCAAGCAGAGGUGGAAGGAGAACGGGAGGAUUAUUAUUUAUGGGUAUUGCGUUGGCCGCAGCCACCAGAAAGAAGGUGGGGACGGUCCUGAUGAGCCCACCAAGCACCUGUAAGGUACCUACCUGAGGUAAUGGCUCAGCAAGGGUGCCGCGAGACAG